Messenger RNA from Mizuhopecten yessoensis (Yesso scallop), 2571 nucleotides. Its product is annotated as glycoprotein 3-alpha-L-fucosyltransferase A-like. Bases 147 to 1274 code for a protein of 375 amino acids. NCBI's taxonomy places the organism in Eukaryota, Metazoa, Mollusca, Bivalvia, Pectinida, Pectinidae. Gene Ontology annotation, molecular function: alpha-(1->3)-fucosyltransferase activity. Gene Ontology annotation, cellular component: membrane. The record is from RefSeq and is a predicted model, not a curated record. The transcript has 2 exons.
AGCACCACACCGUGACAGAUAUCACAAGGUGUGAGCCAUACCAACCAAGUACCCCUUAUACGAAUACAUAGAGCGGUAAAGACGGGAUCUGGAUAGUAUCUCGAUAUUAAUUCAGUUGUGCUUUGUCCAGAACUUAUAUCGAAACGAUGGGCUACAGCAGACGGAGCUGUGGAUGGCGUUACCAAUUGAGGAUGUUCUUGGUCAUUGCUGUUGUUUUGAACCUGUUUAUUGCUCCUCUAACAUACAUUUCAGUCACAAAGCCUGCUCCUGAUGUUAAAGUACGGAACAUACCGAAGAUGUCUAUCAAUAAGUCGUUUUUAGUGUCUCUUCAUAGCCCUCCUCCGUGGUUGGUUGAUCUUUACAGAAGGACAGACCCGAAACAGUGUACGUACAACAACUGUCAAUGGACCAUAGACAAAUACCUCCACAGUAUUAGUGACGUCAUAAUAUUUGAUGGCCCUUCGCUCGACAGAAUUCCUAUCAUCAGGUCACCUGGUCAAACAUGGGUGAUGCUUGGUUUGGAAAGUCCAUUGCAUUAUGGAUCAAAUUACAAACUUCCUGCUUGGAAGUCCGUAUUUAAUUGGACCAUGACAUAUCGGAAGGACUCGGAUAUUUAUUUUCCUUAUUCUGAAGUCGUGAAGAAGGAAGAUUUUGAAGAUAAACAGAAUUACACUCGCAUUUUGAAAUCUAAGAAAUAUGCUAUUUCUUGGGCGGUGUCUCACUGCAACGCAGCUAGUGACAGGGACAGUUUCGUGAAUUAUUUAAAAGGUUAUAUAAACGAUCUCAAUACGUUUGGCAAGUGCGGAAACUACUAUUGUGGUGAUUGGGAAAACCCUGAUUUAUGUUUCCAGAAAAUGGCAAAAGAGCAUAAAUUCGUCUUAUCCUUUGAAAAUUCUUUUUGUACAGAUUAUAUAACAGAGAAAGCCUUCAUACCCUAUACAGAAAACAUAGUACCGAUUGUUCGUGGAGGGUCGCAUUACAGCUCGUUCCUUCCUGUAGGGACUUAUAUAAAUACGAAUGACUUUUCCACGGUUAAGGAACUGGCUGACUAUGUCAUUGAAAUAGACAGACAUCGGGACCAAUAUCGGGAACUUCUGCAACGUAAGAACCAAUAUACCAUUUUACCAAAAACGUCAAUGUACCAGAGGGCUAUAUGUCAGGUCUGUGAGAAACUCAACACGGACAAGCAUGCAAAUCACACUUAUCCGGACAUAGCUGGCUGGCUCUGGAAAAAUGGUGGCUGUUUCUACCCAAAAGACGUCAUGCCUAACUGAAACCUUCAAUGUCGUCUUAGUGAACGGAUAGUUAAAACUACUUUUUAACGCAAUUGAAACUGAAGAUAUCAGAGACAAUUUGUACCAUCCACAGUGCUAGCAUGUUAUAAUACAAAAUAUCAAAACCCGCACAGUCAGAACAGAGAGAACAACGUGCCAUUCAUGAUACUGUCCAUGUUUACGUUUGUGUUUUGGUAUUAUAUCGGAGUUCUCGGGGAAUCUGAAGCUCUGCGUGUAGUCUUAAUAUAACAGUGACAUCAGUGCGUUAUACUCUAGGUAUAUUGUUGCGUUAUCCGUUCAUAUCUCGAUCAUAAUGAGCUUUCCGUUUAGCUUUACCAUGAUAAAAUCUUCACUUGUGUGUUAAGCGCUUGUUCGAUUACAUGAUGAUAAUCUUGUCAAUUUCCGUUUUUCAUGUUUUCGUUCUUUGGUGGUCUAUAAUGUAUUUAUACGUAUAGCUUACAUUCAUACUUGCAUACGUUUUUUUGCAUUACAUAAUAAUAUGUAUAUUUUAAACCAUUAGCAUAACAAAACUACAUCGAGGGCCGUUUCAUGGCGGACGUGAACAAGUGAAUCGUUUGUAGUAUAUCAGUACGCAGUGAUGAGGUCACAUGUGUUAUGCAAAAAUGAAUGUCAUUUCCGUCAAAGGGUCCAAGCAUAGAGAAUUAUAAAUAUAACAGUAAAUUAGAAAUGACUAUGAUAUGAUAUUUAAGCGAUUCUUGGAAUAUGUCAAGAAAGCCAUUGUUGUUAUGAACUCAUGAAUGUUGAAAAGUGGUAGAGAAAGCAGCGUGCUUCGCAGGAAAAUAUAAAGCUUUUGCUGGGGGUCCUAGCAACAGCAUGACAACAAAACAAACAAAAAAAGAUUCCAUUGUCAAAAUUUAAUUUGUAGAAUUUCAACAAGUCGUUUAUUAUCAUCAUAUACUAUACACAACUUAUUUUAGUCUAAAAAUCAAGUCAAUCAUGUUUAGUGCUUAUUCAUGUAAGCAUAACAAAACUACAUCGAGGGAUUUUUCAUGGCAGACGUGAACCAAGUACGCCCUGUGCUACGUCAUUGUACUGUAUCAAUACGCAGUAAUGAGGUCACUUGUGUUAUGCAAAAAUGAAUGUCAUUUUCGUGAAUUGGUUCAAGCAAGCAGAAUGUAAAUAUAUAAAUGUAUAUGUUAAGGUUUAAGACCCCGUUUGGGAUACUGAUUUUGUUUUCACCAAAACUUCAUGAAAAUAACAAAAAAAAUCAACUAUUAUACACCAAAAUGUCCGGCAUAAACAUAUCUUUCCAGUUAAUGUGCGUUUAAUAGCAAAU